AUGCCGCGGCGCAAGAUUGGAGCCGAUCUCAAAGAAGCGCUGUGCAAGCUGUACGAAGCGGGCGACAUUAGCGCCGAUACGAUCGAGAAGCACGGUAUCAUGUCCAGGGCCACGUUCUUCCGCAAUCUAAAGAUGUACAAGACAGGAGCGAGUCUCGAACAGCGAUACAGCACCGGCCGCAAAACCAACGCGGACAAACUCAAGCAGCAGGAGAAGCAACAGCUCGAUGCGCUUCAUCCACCGCACCUCUCCCAUCUCGAAGUGGUGCUGCUUCUCGAAGACAACGAGGCGAACGAUAUGGUGUCAGCAGCAGCGCGGAAUAAGCGCAAGGCAAAGGGCGGCGGGGGAUCAUCAAAAAGGAAGGAUGCUCCAAGACCUUCGACCAGUGAAGCGGUAAAUGUCGACACAACACACACAGGAGAGGAUUUGACGUCCGAGAGCGAUGGCGACGAUGACGAGAUUCCUCCAUCCGCAAGCCAGUUGGCUGAUACCCAGCUUUUGCAAGCUGUCCGCUCCUUUCUGGCGUCAUCGGAAAAUGUCAGCUCCGCCGAUCUUGACUCGCUGUCUGCGCCCGGGGACAGCCACUAUUCCCACAGAAACCGAGGCGCCCUCUUCAUUGUGAGGCGGAGGGUAGAGAACAGAAAACAAGGUGCUGCUCCGGAGGUUAUCGCUGCGGCGGCGCUUCGCUCGCUCAUCUGGACGCCAGAGGUCUACCAAGCCCUGGGCUCCAGCUACGCCAACCGCAGCAUCGACAAGAUCUGCAAUCUGGCCCGAUUGCACGUGGAUCCGGCAUGGCGACGCAAUGGCAUCGGUCGAUGGCUUGUCCGAAUCGCCGAGCUGAAAGCGUCCAAGCUUGGCUUUUCUCAACUCUACACGCAAACGAACACCGACAACGUCCAGCUGCUACCGUUCUGGCUGGCCACCGGCUUCAACGAGUUCGCUCGCAUGGAGCGUGUGGCCAGGCUUGAAAAGACGAUAAUUGCUUCGAUCAACCCUUCAACCGCGACUGACGCCUUGAAGCGCCCAGGUCACCCGGCGCCCCAUCUGCCGCAAAUGAAUGGUGCUCAUGAGGCGUCGAGGUCCGCCCCGGAUUCAAAAAGGCGGCGUACCAGCGUUGCUGGAGAUGCGAGCUCAGCUAACUCCGCUUGGCCUCCCACUUUUCCGCAGGCAUUGCAACUUGACCCUGGCAUCCCAUUAGACCCGUCGAUCGACCUGUCAAGCCCCUCGCAACCAUCAUUGCCGGCAAGGGCAGCAGAUCCUGGUGCUCUUAGGACCGCGGCACUAUCCACCCCGACGCAAUCAUCCGCCGAGACCGCCGCUGACUCUUUGGACGUGACAACAUCGGCUUUUCCCCGCGCAGACGUCGAAACAAGACCAACAGGCGAUCCUACCCUGCCCCUCCAAACCUCGCAGGCUCAAUCACACACGUCCAGCGACCCGCCGCUGCGGACGAUAGCUUUUCACGACUCGAGCUCGAUGACCAGCCAACCACCAUAUCGAGCAUAA
Messenger RNA from Pseudozyma hubeiensis SY62, 1506 nucleotides. RefSeq names its product acetyltransferase. The record is from RefSeq and is a predicted model, not a curated record. Bases 1 to 1506 code for a protein of 501 amino acids. NCBI's taxonomy places the organism in Eukaryota, Fungi, Basidiomycota, Ustilaginomycetes, Ustilaginales, Ustilaginaceae. Gene Ontology annotation, molecular function: acyltransferase activity, transferring groups other than amino-acyl groups. The transcript has a single exon.